Molecule: messenger RNA, 1089 nt
Organism: Orbilia oligospora ATCC 24927
Lineage: Eukaryota; Fungi; Ascomycota; Orbiliomycetes; Orbiliales; Orbiliaceae
Exons: 5
Coding region: 1-1089 (362 amino acids)
Biological process (GO): regulation of dephosphorylation; regulation of signal transduction
Cellular component (GO): cytosol
Molecular function (GO): protein phosphatase 2A binding
Source: RefSeq, a predicted model, not a curated record
AUGUCCGAAACCGACCCAGCAUCUUCAAGCCUCAAAUCUCUCUGGGAAAAAGCAGAGCGCCAGCGAAAAGAUCUCUCAACUUUCACCGAUUACAAUUCUAUCGCCUAUAAGAAUGCCGUAGCAGAGGCUUUAGCUACAGUAUCCACCUGCAAGGAUGUCAUAAACAACCUCUCACUUUUCAGCAACAACGAGAUUUUAGAGGAUGCUGCUACAAAUGAACUUAAAUAUAUCCUCGCAGACGCCUACAGAGGGGAGCUCCUCCUAAAGCAACAUGACCGCUCAACCCGCUUGUCCACUUUACAUGACGCCAGAACCGCGUAUAGAUCAUUCCUAUCCCUCUGCGAUUCAUACGCUCUUCUAGGAUCCUAUGAAAAGAAAGCAUACCAAGUUUCCGAUAAGAUCUCGCCGACAGUAUUCUCCGAGAUCCACAUAGAUGCUGCCGCAAGAAGGAACGCAAAGAUCGAACAGUACAAGCACGAAAAGGAGCUAAAGGCCAAACUAGACCAGCUCUCAAACCUCGCACAAUCCCCCAAUGUCGACGAUGAAGAUAUCCGUUCUCUAUACCUCUCCCAAAUCGAGCUAGCGGUAAUGCAAUCCCUCCAACAACUCGAAGGUAUCUACCUCGAGAUCGAUAUCCUCGGCAAAGCACCUUCGGAAGAACAGCUUCUUGAGCAACGUAGGAGACAACAGGAGGAAGACGAACGGUCCAGACGGCGGAAAGCGGAUGAUGGCUAUUCUGAUCGCGUUGAUCCUUCUGAAAUAUUUAGAAAGGCGAAUGGAAGACCGUUGUUAAGUUCUGACGGGAAACCUUUGAGGCCGUUCACAUUACUUUCGAAUCGGGAGAUUGUGAAGGGUGGUGUUUUUGGACCGGGUCAUAGGUUGCCGACGAUGACUAUCGACGAUUACCUAGAGGCAGAGAAGCAACGAGGAGGGAUCAUUGAGGGUGGCGGUGAAGCAUCAGGCAGGCAACCAGAGCCAGAUGAAGAUAACCUCGAACUUGCAGACCAAGAAACAUACAAAGCAAGACAAUGGGACGAAUUUAAAGAAGCAAAUCCAAAGGGAUCCGGAAAUACAAUCAAUAGAGGAUGA